UUUACAUUGUUACGGCCUACAUUCAAUCCUCUAAUAUCAUCAGCGGCACAUUCCCACACCGUUAUAAAACUUGCGCUCACUUUUGGGGCGUAAUUAUUUUUCGGGGGGAAUGUGGAACGAAUAAUAGUUUCCAUCACGUACAGUCCGGCAGUGAAAGUGGACGGUUGUCUCUCCUCUCGCUCUCUUUAUAACUGACUGACCACAGCUACCGGCUCAUAAAACUGCCACCGCACCGAGCAUAAUUACAGAAUACAACGCCAGAGAGUGUGUGGAUGUGUGUGUAUGCAUUCAUCCACCUUCGAAGUAUAUAUUCGUCCCUAACCGGGCAAAUAAGUGCAGCGCUUGUUGUUUGUUUCAUUCUGUGUGUCCAGUUUGUAUGAGUGACCCCGGCCAGUCAGCCAAGGCGAAUCGAUUUUCCUUUAGGAGCUCUGGACAGUGGAUACAACCGGCACCUGUGAAUACCGAUUCCGCAAUAUGCUGCAUCCGAACGGCAUUGUGGAGUAUAAUCCGUGGAUGGCAGUUUGAUGGUUGACAAGUGAAAGAAUGCUCUGAACGGAUAUCUUCGUGAUCACAGUUUUUCAUGUUUUUCUCGCUGUUGUCGGAUUCUGAUGCUUAAAUUCCAGUCGAUGAUGAAACACGAUUCUGAACAUUCGCCCAUUUCUGCUAAGCCGGACGGUGCGGUCAUGAAUCCCACGUUCCAAGACAGCAUGGAUGGACCGGCAGCGCAUCCGCACACGAACGGUUCUACCUACGGUUCGUAUCAGACUUUGUCCAAUGACAACCCAACCAGAAGCGUAUCAACCAUCUCUCCGGUUUCAAAAGCAGAUGUCCCCACGUCGGGAAAAACCAACCCGGCAUUCGUCCAUGAAUCCUCCGUGGACACCGACUCAGGCGGUGUGCAUGUGUAUCCCGAACGCAAUGGUCAUUACGUGACCAAACCGUCGUCCCGUCCGCACAGCAAAAGCCCUGCUCAUUCCUCCUCCAAUCCUCAGUAUUCGCCCUCGGAAGACCGGGAAGUGCCCGCUUACUAUAUGCCUGUGAAUGCCCAUAGAAAGCUUCUCAGAGGGGAAAUUCUUUACGUUACCAAAGACACCCGCAACAGUGGUGCCAAAUGUUGGAGGCGGACAAUAUGUAUUAGCGGCAUAUGUUUGACUGUGAUUCUUGCGAUUAUACUGGCUAGUCUUGGCGCAACUGGCGUUAUUUUUAAUACAUCGUCUAAGAAGGAGGAGCUUCGGAUGCCGGCAUUGCGUAGUCCGGCGGGACUGGAUGUCGAUGUGCAUGAAGUGCAGGAAGUGGACAAUAUGGACAACAGUGGCCAGCCCAAGAUAGCUGCCGCUGUUAUUCCAAGUGCUGUCAGGGAGCCCAAAGCGGAUGAGGCGCUGCAAGAGUGGCGACGACAACAUCCGUUCGAGCUAUCCGCCGACAAUGGCUCCGUACAGAGCACGCGCCGCCCAUCGGCUGGCGGUGUCACACUCGCUGGGCUGGAAGCGGUCAGUCUCCCGUCCGAUGGAGUGCCUGAAGCCAUUGAAGGGGAACUACGCAUCAUGAACAUGGACUUCCAAGCGGCACUGGCUGACAGUAAAUCCUGGAUAUUUCAGUACACAUCCAACGACCUAACUGUUUACAUGAACGAAUUGUUUGCCAAAGCACUGAAUGGAGCGAAUUACAAUGCUACGAGAAUUAUGAGCUUGCGGUCAGGAAGUGUGAUAGCAAAGUAUCAGUCCUUAUGGAAUCAAGCACCGCAAAACUGGGAUGUUAGUGUUAUUGCCAUUUUAAACAAUCAUUUGGAUCUCAACAAUAACUUCAUAGGAAAUUAUCUUAUUGAUCGGAACAGUUUAUCGGCAAAAAGUAUUUUUUACACAUGUCGAGUGGAUAAUGGCGGUUGUUCACAUUUGUGCGAAUUUGACCUACUGGAAAUGCGACAGUAUUGUUUGUGCCCGGAUAAUAAAACUUUCAAACUAAUUAACGGAACCACAUGCGUGCGGAUCACUGGAGUUGUGGAGCAAGAAGCGGGAACUACAAAAGCGCCGAAUAUGGAAUCAGCCACAGCAACGUCUGGUUUAGAGACUCUACCGACGGAACGUAGUACUCACUUAAUAACUAAAACAUCCGUUACCGAACCAGAGACCUCCGGCACAAGAUCUUCGACUGCUACAACGGUAAACAUCCCUUUCGCAUCGUCUUCUUCCGGACAGGAACACACCGCAACAACCACAACACUGGUUUCUACUAGCGCGACAACUUUAACCGGCAUGACCUUUCCGCUUCUCCAGGACCACACAGUCGCCCUCAACAGCACCCCCGGCUUGACCUCGCUAUUGCCCGCACUGUCAUCCGAAUCAGCGUCAGUUACUGUAACAACGGAAUCUGUACACACCAACACUUUUCCGCAACCUACGGCGACUGCAACGACGGAAUUGCUUGUCGCCGCGAGCACUUUGGAAAGCGUUCAUACGCCGUCUCCAGCGAUGCCGAUGGGGCAUUUGGACGUGGCGAUUAUCCAUCCCAAUGAAACUGUCCAGGCGGAAUCCACCCAUGUUGUCGUGUCCGCUAAUUCAUCGGCGGCAUUUGUGGCAUUGCCGGUGGAGUCCACUAGGAAUGUGUCGGUGGCAAAUAACACGUUUUUUGGUUUUGUUCCGCUGGACCAAGAAAAUAGUCAGCAUGAGGGAUGGACGAUGCCGCCCAAUACCAGCACCACUGCAGAUGAUGGAUCGGACAUUCAUCAUGAAUCCAUCCUGGCCGUGUCGACAACAGCUGCCGUUGCGACAACUGUACCCACCAUUCCAGAUACCUCACCAAUGACCUUUGCCACUACGGCAGCAUCCCAGCCAUUAUUAACGGUGACCACAACCGUUCCUCUCAUUUUGACGACUGCUCCAGUUACUCCGCCACCCGUUGCUUCUGUCGCCAUCGCAGUUGCGCAGUGUUAUAGCGACGAAUUUCUCUGCCGUAAGGAGAACCGUUGUGUUCCGCACUUGGUGGUGUGUAACGGUGUGCCGGAGUGCCAGGAUGGCACCGAUGAGGCCAACUGCACCGACUGCCAUCCCAACUUCCGGUGCUUGUCCGGAGCAUGUGUACCCAUUGGGCUUGUGUGCGAUGGUAUGGAAGACUGCAGUGAUGGAUCUGAUGAGCUUGGCUGCACACAAAGCGUCUGCCAAAAGUCGGGAAUGUUCCAGUGUAUUACGGGAUACUGUCUGGAAAACGCUAACCGCUGCGAUGGAGCAGGCGACUGCUAUUCCAUGGGCUUGCCGGUUGACGAGUUAAACUGCAUUGGAACGGAUGCUAAUCACACUUGCAGUGGUCCCAAUCAGUUUACCUGCCAACAGAGCCGACGUUGUAUUCCACUGCACUGGAGGUGUAAUGGGCGAAUUGACUGUUUGAAUCAAGAAGACGAAGUUAACUGCCAGUGUGAUGUCGGAAAAAUUUCUUGUGCUGGCGGUGGCGGUUGCAUUGAUGCGAGGUUGCGCUGCAAUGGAGUGGUGGACUGUCCAGAUGGAUACAGCGACGAAACAGACUGCUUCCAGCUACAAAAUUCUGGAUUAGUGCAAGCCCGAAUGUUGGAUACCGAAUGGCACAAUCUCUGCACGGACGGAUGGAACCAGCGAGCGGCCAAUAACAUUUGCCAAAAGCUUGGAUACCGACCGGCCAUGUCAGUGUUCACCGUUCCUGCUCCAGCCACCGAUACCGGCAACAUUUUCUGGCUGAAACCGGACUUCAAUGCGACGCAGACCUUGCUGCAGCAGCUGCACAUCACCACGCCCAACACCUGCCUCGAUCCUAAUUCCCGAGCCGGGAUCACUUGUGAACGCUUCCGGUGCCAAAUCGCCAAUGACCCCGGUGUCGGCAAUCAGGUCAAACUGCAAUCAGCUAUCGUGAAGAUUAUGUUCGAAGGCGAUGCCUUCACGGUCUGCAAUGGAUACCUGGUGGCACCCAUGUGGAUUCUGACUUCCGCUAGCUGUUUGCAAAAUAGACCGGCCAGUACGAUAAAGUUGACCUUUUAUACCAAUACUUUCCACACCAACGUGACUGCGGUGCAUCUUCAUCCCAAUCAUUUGACGGUGCGCAUGCUGCACAAUUACGAUUUUGCUCUAUUAAAAGUGGCUGGCGUAGUCCCGGCCAAUUUUGUUCCCGUUUGUCUGCCGUCCAAUUCCAACCCGUCCUUGUGCAAACUGGCGAAAUUGUACGAUAACAGUACCGUGGUGGCAUCGCAGCUGCAACGCGUGGCCGAAAUGGACUGCAAUUCGAAGCGGAAUUAUGCCGGAUUGGUCAGUGGAAGUAUGGAGUGUUGGCGCAGCUCACUGCCCAUGUGUGAUGAGGACGCCGUGUCGCCGAUGAUUUGUCAGAGCAUCUUAGGUGCAUGGGAAAUCCGCGGCUUCCUCAGCUACCAACACCACUGCGGCUACUUCACCCCCAAACCCCUGGUCUUCGCCAAUUUGACCUACGCCGUCGACUGGAUCCGAGAUCUCAUCGGACCAGCGCUGUCCAACGUGCCGCGCACCGAUGAAUCUGUCUUUUAUCCCUACAUGGAACCAGUUGCCGCCGACUCUCACGUUAUCUUCACUACAACCGCGCACGAGCUGCACACUACCAUCACGCCGCCGAUAACGACUGUGACGACGACAGUGACCUCGCGGAAGACUGUGCAUUAUGAUCUGGAUGAGGUGACAGCGGAGUACGGGAAUGACACGUACAAUAUUACCACGUCGGCACCGGUAGAACUGUCGAAUAGCACGACAGCGGGAUUCGCCGCGGUAUUGUUCAAUGUCUUCGGAAAUAUCACCGGUGUGCCGGUGAAUACGACUGUGGCCACAAUGCUCGUACCGGACACGACGACAUCACCAUCGCCAUUCAAACUGCAGUGUCCUGAUGGAACACCGCUUCUGACCGAAUAUUUAUGCGACGGAAUCUUCCAGUGCAGCGACGGUUGGGACGAGAAGCCGGACAUUUGCCUGAACAUCAGCUGCCCGGCGGCGUCGCACAUCCGCUGCACCAACGGCCGCUGCGUGGACAGCCGCACCGUGUGCGAUGCGCGCGCCCAGUGUCCGGCCGGCGCCAGCGAUGAAGUAGGCUGUAAAGAUUGCAACAUGAACACCCACUUCAAGUGUCUGGGAGACCGCUGCAUCCCGCUCUCGUGGAUGUGUGACGGCGAGAAGGACUGCCAGUACGGUGACGACGAAUCCAACCAGAGGUGCCAAGUGUGCGCCAACGCCACCAAUCAGUUCCACUGUACAUACGGUGGAGGGUGUGUCCCGUGGGAAAAGGUGUGCGAUGGGGCGUUCGAUUGUCCGGAUUUCUCCGAUGAGAGUCAGUGCGCCCGUGUCAACGGGACGAUGGGCGGUGUGGUGGAGAUGCGGGCCCGUGGAUCGGAGUGGAUGGCGGUGUGUGACAGUGGGACGACGGAGCGGAAUGAUCAAUGGGGCGUUGGAUUGUGUCAUGAUUUGGGUUUUGAUUACGCCAAUCGAACGAAGGCGAUCGGGGUGGGGAAGCGGCCGGGGUUUGUCAUCGGACGGGAUGCGACGACGGCCAACGUCAAUUUGUAUUUAGCUGCUAAGAAUGUCACAACGGAGUGCAACGGAUCGCUGGCUUUGUCUGUAAAUUGCGGGUUUCAGAAACGCGGCAACUGGCAGUUCGAUCUGACGGACCUCGACCCAUCUGUGGCAUACAAAGCCGCGCCCAACGAGUACCGCCACAUUGUCCUCUUGGUGUACUUGAAGGGUGACCUGGAAGAUUGCGUCGGCGUUAUAUUGAAUUCGCGCUGGAUUCUGACUUCCUACGAAUGCAUCUCUCAAGCGGAUCCCACGAUGACGCCAGUGGACUGGGCGCUCUUUUCCAAUCCCAACUCCAUGGAUCAGGGCUCCUUCCACUUGAUUCGACGGUUCGUCGCCCAUCCCAGUGUCAAGUUUAAUAUCUACUUUUCCAAACAUGAUCUGGUGUUGGUGGAAGCCAUGGAAAGCCUAAAAAUGGGUUCUAGUUCGGAGGAUAAUGCGGCUGUGUGGACGCCGAGAAGUCCAGUCCCGCUCAACGCGUCGUGUGUAUCCUAUGGAUACUUGUACUCAAUAACGGAAAUUCCUGGCACACGGAUGAGUAGACGGUCGGAAGGACAGCUAUAUUUCUGGAAGACUCCGCUGAUAUCCCCGGAGCAGUGCAAUCAGGCUAGCAAUUACAACGGAAUGAUCACCGACUCUAUGCUGUGUGGCGGUUUCCGCAACACCACGCACAGAAGUCCCUGCAUGGGUCGAGUGGAUGGCGCGCCGGUAAUUUGUCGGAAUGCCAAUCAGUUGUGGGAAGUGGUGGGCAUCCGCAGUUUCCAGCCGGUGUGUGAUUCUCUCUGGAUGGCCCCCUCGGUGUACACGGACAUUUACCAGCACCGGAAAUGGAUCGGUGAUGUAAUCGGUCCUUAUCUGACCAUGAGCCAAAUGACCACGACCGAAUAGUUUUGUUAGCAUAAUGUGCAAAAUGCUCAUCCGCUGUUUCGUGUUUGUAAAUUUUAAGCAAGUUGUUUGAUUAAAGUGUGAAAAAUUGUAUUUUUACUUCAGUACAGCCACAGUCAAUUACAGUAUACAAAGAAUUCAGUCCAUUCACAAACAUCGGAGAUAAGUUCUUUUAGAAGAAAUCUGAUACCUCAAAUGGAGUAGACUGGGCGUAAUACAGAUAAAAGUGGAUUUAGAAAAUGAACAUCAAUACGAAGCCUACCAAUCAGUCUUAUAUCAUCAGUAUACUGAACCGAGAUUCGCAGAACAUUGCGAUAAUUAAACACUAAACGCAGAGCAGUUGAAGCAUCU
Paramacrobiotus metropolitanus is the source of this 6782-nucleotide messenger RNA. RefSeq lists its product as uncharacterized. Gene Ontology annotation, molecular function: serine-type endopeptidase activity; protein binding. The coding region runs from base 609 to 6434 and encodes 1941 amino acids. The transcript is spliced from 22 exons. Gene Ontology annotation, biological process: proteolysis. NCBI's taxonomy places the organism in Eukaryota, Metazoa, Tardigrada, Eutardigrada, Parachela, Macrobiotidae. The record is from RefSeq and is a predicted model, not a curated record. Gene Ontology annotation, cellular component: membrane.